Messenger RNA from Lontra canadensis (Northern American river otter), 1811 nucleotides. RefSeq names its product SUMO1 activating enzyme subunit 1 (gene SAE1). Gene Ontology annotation, cellular component: cytoplasm; SUMO activating enzyme complex. Lineage: Eukaryota; Metazoa; Chordata; Mammalia; Carnivora; Mustelidae. Gene Ontology annotation, molecular function: SUMO activating enzyme activity. Gene Ontology annotation, biological process: protein sumoylation. The transcript is spliced from 9 exons. Bases 98 to 1138 code for a protein of 346 amino acids. The record is from RefSeq and is a predicted model, not a curated record.
CGGCCCGGGCGCGCGGCCGGCGGCGGUUGGCGGCGCGUGGGGCCGGCGGGUGGUUGCUGUGGGCAGGACCCGAGUGCAGGCAGCUAGAGCCGGCGCCAUGGUGGAGAAGGAGGAGGCUGGUGGCGGCAUCAGCGAGGAGGAGGCGGCGCAGUAUGACCGGCAGAUUCGUCUGUGGGGAUUGGAGGCCCAAAAACGGCUGCGGGCCUCCCGGGUGCUUCUUGUCGGCAUGAAAGGACUCGGGGCUGAAAUUGCCAAGAAUCUCAUUCUGGCAGGAGUGAAAGGACUGACCAUGUUGGAUCCUGAACAGGUAUCUCCAGAAGACCCCGGGGCUCAGUUCUUGAUCCGUACUGGAUCUGUGGGCCGCAACAGGGCUGAAGCCUCUUUGGAACGAGCCCAGAAUCUCAACCCCAUGGUGGACGUGAAGGUGGACACUGAGAAUAUAGAAAAGAAGCCGGAGUCAUUUUUCACUCAGUUUGAUGCUGUUUGCCUGACUUGCUGUUCCAGGGAUGUCAUAAUCAAAGUUGACCAGAUCUGCCACAAAAAUAGCAUCAAGUUUUUUACAGGAGAUGUUUUUGGCUACCAUGGAUACACAUUUGCCAAUCUUGGAGAACAUGAAUUCGUAGAGGAGAAAACCAAAGUUGCCAAAGUUAGCCAAGGGGUAGAAGACGGACCUGAUACCAAGAGAGCAAAGCUUGAUUCAUCCGAAACUACUAUGGUCAAAAAGAAGGUGGUCUUCUGCUCCGUCAAGGACGCGCUGGAAGUGGACUGGAGCAGCGAUAAGGCGAAGGCAGCUCUGAAGCGCACAACUUCGGAUUACUUUCUCCUUCAAGUGCUCCUGAAGUUCCGCACAGAUAAAGGGAGAGAUCCUAGUUCUGCUACCUUUGGGGAAGAUUCGGAGUUGCUGCUCCAGAUUCGCAACGACGUGCUUGACUCCCUGGGUGUUAGUCCUGACCUGCUUCCCGAGGACUUCGUCAGGUACUGCUUCUCCGAGAUGGCCCCAGUGUGUGCAGUGGUUGGAGGAAUCUUGGCCCAGGAAAUUGUGAAGGCCCUGUCUCAGAGGGACCCUCCUCACAACAACUUCUUCUUUUUUGAUGGGAUGAAGGGCAGUGGGAUUGUGGAGUGCCUCGGCCCCAAGUGAACCCAAGACUUGGCCAUCCUGGAGAUACUGACCUGCAGCCUGACCGCACGUGUGCCCUGUCCCCUCCCCCCGACGAAGGCUGCUCCAGGCGGGGGGAAAGUGAGGCCACUGGACUAGUACAAACCAUUUCCCAUGAGCAAUGACCUUGUCCAGAUGUGCAACUUCCAUGCACCAGCAGCUGCUCAGCAAGGGGCUUAGGAACCGGUGUCUCCAUCCCACACCGUCAAGGGCUGCGUGCCGGCGUCACCUGUACACCCCCUCUGACGCAUCCCCCUGUCCUGGGGCCGCCAUGGCAUCGCCAGCCCUCCGAGCUUCGGCAGGAGACGCCUACCAGGGACAGGCACGCCUUGUUGCUUGCGAUCCUCUCGCCACCUCCGUGGACUCCCUCCUGCCUGAUGUCAUGCGGAGAAGAGCAUGACUCCAGGUGGGGAACGAGGCCGGGCCGGGUGAAACACUAGCGGAGCCGCCGUUCCACAUGCAGACAGGUGCCCCAGAGAGGGAAAGACAGGGCAAGUGGAAUGUGUUUCCUCCAGAGUUUGAGAUCCUGAAAAACAACAGGUGGUCUCUGGUGUGCUGUUCUUGAGUUUUAGUUCAGGAUUAGUUGGGUUUCAGCCUGGAUUUCGGAAGAGAGGAAAUGUUACCAGAGUUCCUUGGGCAUUAGGGAACUCUGGUA